Vicugna pacos (alpaca) is the source of this 1399-nucleotide messenger RNA. NCBI's taxonomy places the organism in Eukaryota, Metazoa, Chordata, Mammalia, Artiodactyla, Camelidae. The record is from RefSeq and is a predicted model, not a curated record.
CCUUCACCGUUACCUUACUCCCCACCUGUAAGUGGAGAGCAGAGUAUCGCCUGCGUUACACUUCUGUCUUGCUAUGUGCUGCUCCCUGCAGGGGAUCAGAAGAACACUCUGAGCCAGGCUCCAGGACUGACUCCUACCGCUGCUGGCUGGCUUUCCUGCGCAAAAAGUGUGAGUGAUUUCCAGGAUUCCUGGAAGCCCACUGCGCUCAAAGACAGUUCUCCUUUGGCUUGGAGCUUCACCAAUUAAGUUCAGCAUCGGGAAGACCUGCCUUCUGCCAAAACUUAACCCAAACACACGUAGAAACUACCAUGAAGCGCUGGGCUCUCCUACUCAUUGUGCUCAUCUAUGGGCUUCAGAUGCUCCUGCCUGUGCUGGGAGGCGUCAGGCACAGACCCUUCUCUGAACUAAGAGAUACUGAGCAGUGCUGGAUACAGCCUCCAUCAUUAAAGUAUUGUGUAAAAAGAUGCACUAAAUUACAGGCCUGUUCCUUUCCAAAUCAUACAUGCUGCUGGACCUUCUGUGGAGACAUCUGCUUGGACAAUGAGGAACAAGAAGCUGAAACUCUUGUCAUCAGAGAAAGCGUUCCUGCCCUCCCUCAGGGUGGCUACUCCGAGCUUCAGAAUAUUCCUCAUUCUGCCAUCCCUAGUGUCCUCUUAUUCCUGCCAGAUUGAGAAAAUAGAAAAUGAUAAAGUUACAGAGUUCAUUUCUGCAAUGAGAGGAAUAUAAAGUAUAAAAGAAGGAAUCCUUUCAUGUCACCCACAAGACGUCAAUGCCCAGCCAAGGAGUGUGGACAGAGGAGAGGAGUAAGAACCAGAUAGGGCAGUGAGACACCAGUCAUAUGUUCUCCCAGCUCCUUAACCUGAACCCCUUCUCUACCUUCAGCAGAAACUGGCCAAAUCCUGGGUCUCCUGCCAGUCUUACCUUCAGAUACCCAGGGUCAACUUCAUGAAGUGGAUGGGUCCCCAGUUAAUGAGGCUCUCCUGCAUGGCAAUCCUGCUAGUUUCAGGAAGCUGGAAGGAAAGAAUUGAUUCUUCCACUGAAUUUCCAACUAACAUGAGCAGCAGUCCUCACCACAAAAUCAGCAACAAGGCCACUGCUGAGCCCACAAAGCACCAGUGGGAGCGGAGGGUACCUGGGAGACUUGGGAAGACUGCCACGUGACCCCCAGUAGGAUGAUCUUCUUGCCCCAGCUGUGGGCUCAAGGCAUUGUCUCUCCUACCUGCCAACCCUCUUCCCUAAGCUAUGCCAUUAUCGGUUUUAAUUCCUUGGCAAAUAAGUUGUGAAAGUAAGCCAGAGUGCUGUUUCUUCUUCUAAACUCAAGUACAGAGGCGUUUGGAGAAAGGGGUCUAUAUAAUCAUUUGUCAUCAACUUGCUGAGUAAAUUUGGGUAAGUUCAGUCA